This is a messenger RNA of Papaver somniferum (opium poppy), 1565 nucleotides long. RefSeq names its product phosphopantothenate--cysteine ligase 2-like. Gene Ontology annotation, biological process: coenzyme A biosynthetic process. Bases 325 to 1302 code for a protein of 325 amino acids. The transcript has 12 exons. NCBI's taxonomy places the organism in Eukaryota, Viridiplantae, Streptophyta, Magnoliopsida, Ranunculales, Papaveraceae. The record is from RefSeq and is a predicted model, not a curated record. Gene Ontology annotation, cellular component: nucleus; cytoplasm. Gene Ontology annotation, molecular function: phosphopantothenate--cysteine ligase activity.
UCCAAUUUGCUUUCUAUUUCUUCUGCUGUAUGCCCAACCCAAGACAAAGAGUUCCAGACUAGAGGGAAUUUUUACUUGCAGUAAACAGUCGGUUUCUUUCAAUUUCUAGAUGUUCAGCAGCACCAUCGUCGAAUCCCAUAUUAUUUCAAUCUGAAAAAAUCCCUAAUUUAUCAAUUUGUUUGAAACCACAUCGAAUUUCUUCUGGUUGCUCUUACUGGAGUCCCUAACUAAACAAGCAAGAAAAAAAGAAAAGAAAAAGGAGUUCCUUGCAAAUAAUUUCUGCCCCCAGCUUGGAUACCCCUAAAUAGCUCCAGGUAUUUGUCCAUGGAUUCAGCCAAAGGAUCGCCAUCUGAAUGUGAAUCACUUCAUACGGAUAUCGAAUCAUUUUUUCAGACAGCACCACCAUUGAGAGAUCAUCUUGACAGUAGUAGGAAAAUUGGGGAAUUUAUCGAGAAAAACUCUCCAACUACAGGAAAUGGGAUAAGUAGACGUAUUGUAUGUGUGACAUCUGGUGGUACUACUGUUCCUCUCGAACAACGAUGUGUUCGAUAUAUCGAUAACUUCAGCUCUGGACAUCGUGGGGCAGCAUCUACUGAGUAUUUUCUGAAGGCUGGAUAUGCAGUUAUCUUUCUCCAUCGACGAGGAACUUGUCAGCCAUACUGUAGAUCACUUCCCGAGGAUUCACUCCUUGAAUGUUUGGAGCUUAAAGAAGGGGAAUCAUCCAUUCAAGUUCGCGAGUCAUAUUCUGAAGAUGUGAAGGGGGCAAUCAGGCAUAAUCAUGAUGCUAUAAAAGAGGGUCUCUUGUUGAAACUCCCUUUUACGUCCAUCUUUGAGUAUCUUCAGAUAUUGCGGAUGGUUGCUACAUCCAUGAAUUCUCUUGGACCUCGCGGAAUGUUUUAUCUUGCUGCUGCAGUAUCGGAUUUCUAUGUCCCUUGGGAGACGAUGGCUGAACAUAAGAUUCAAUCUGCUUCCGGUCCGCUAGAUAUGCGACUCGCUCAGGUACCAAAAAUGCUUAUUAUGAUGAGGAAAGAAUGGGCUCCAGUGGCUUUCUGCAUAUCAUUCAAGCUGGAGACAGAUACAAACAUUUUAUUAGAGAAAGCUGAUAUGGCGCUGAAGAAAUACAAAAUGAACAUGGUGGUAGCAAACGAGCUUUCAACUCGUAAAGAGGAGGUUAUUGUUGUUGCCUACAGCGGAAGAAUUACUGUUCGCAGAGACGAGACUAACGGGGAUGUAGAAAAUCCACUCAUCAAACUCAUUGUAGAUAGACACUCGACUUAUAUUGAAGAAUCUGGCAAAAACUGAGGGACAAAGAGAAGACUGGAAGAAGUUUAAUCUUGUAGUUGGCUAUUGGCAAAUUGGUGCAGAAUUCUACUUUUUCUGGGGGAUGUGUUUGGCUCCAUAAGUUAUUGGAUGUAGCUUGUUUUUUUAGUAACCUGUAUAGGGGGGGCAUGGUUUAUUAGAGGGGCGGCAUUCUAAUUGGACAAAAAAGGUCAUUACAUGAUCAUUCAAGGUGUCCCUUAUCAAAAAAUACUGGAAAUGACAAAUUAAUCCUCAUAAACUCAAAA